GAUACUUACAGGAGUCUGCGGUAUCUAUCCAUUUCUAUCAUCGUAUCAGGAGAGUCUGAGAGAUGAAAGCGAUAAAUAAUACUGAGGGAGAAAUAUCAACAAGUAGAUCUUCGCGACGUUCCCGCUCAAUGGUGCUUGACGUUGCUACAUGCUCGCAUUGCGAGGCAUCCGUAUUGAGCGCACUGAAUGGCGUUUAACACGACGAGCCGUAGCCACCAGGCACUAUGAUGACUCCGAACUUCUACUGAGUGUAAGCCGAGUACUACCGUAGAUAGAGCAAACAGACGCUGUUGCAGAAGUUGCUGCUUCUUCCGGGUAAAAAACGAGAGUCAGAUGCACCAGCAGGAUGUCCAGCCCCAAGCGAAAGGAUAGAAAUAGGUCUCCUGCGACCUCAGGGGGUAAGCCAAGGAGAGGUUCGUCACGAAGUAGUAGUACUACUACAAAUAAAGGAGGAGCCAACAAAAGAGUAUCUACGGACUCAAAUACAACAACUUCAUCCCCAAGGAAAGAAAAUAGCACUAAAGCAGGAGUAGAGCAGGUAGAAACAACACGCAGCAAGGUUGUCAAAGCCGGUAGUUCAGCAGUGUCUUCUUCUUCUAGCAGCAGCACUAACUACACUACCAAGCCCAAGGCGAGUUCAUCCUCCAGUAAAAGCAACAAGAUGUCAAGAAAAGCUGCGACUUAUGCUUGCGUUUUUGCGUGGUUUACGCUCAAUCUGGCACUAGGCCCUCUGAUGAAGUGGAGUUACACAAAUACACAGUUGUGUUUCGGAUAUUCGUGCACAACCUACAACUUUCCGAUCUUCAUAACCGCGGUGCACAUGCUUUGCUGUUUCGUACUCACGGGGCCGAUUGUUGUGCCGAAGAUAAUAGCAGGUCAUGGGGCAAAAGGAACAUCAAGCUCUACCAGUACUACAGCAUCCGCUUCUAUAUUACCGUUGCAACGCCAGCUGCUCGAAGUGGCACCACUAGCGCUCAUGUUUGCAGUUUCAGUCGGGAUGGGCAAUGUGGCGCUGGUUUAUGUCUAUCCAUCGUUCUCGCAGAUGAUAUCGACGACAACGCCUCUGAUUACGAUGGUUAUGCACAUGCUGUUUUCCAACGCAAGAUACAACACGUGGGCGAUGGUUUCGGUACUUUUUCUUCAUGCGACAUUGUUCAGCAGAUUGUGACUGAUCUAGCUACAACGUCUUCCUGCUGGUGAAAUUAAUAAUAAAUAGACAAAUUUCAGAUCAUCACAAGUAUGUAACGUACAUAGCGCCGUUUAACAGCAUGGACUGAAAUCCGCCUUGUGAAGAAGAAACUUACAGUAAGUUUCUUCUUCAUCAAGAUCAACUCCGACGACCGCGACCCGCUUCAUUUCUCUCUUUCCAAGGUCCCAAUCCUCUCCGGUGGCUUUCUCCUCUGUUACCAGAAUGAGGCAAAUUACCACUACAUCGGCGUUGUCUGCUCACUACUCGCAGCUGUCUUUCGAGCUGGAAAAAGCAUCAUUCAAGCGCAAGUCUUAGAGGAUGGGCAGAAGACGAGAAUAGACAGCCUAACGCUUCUGUUUUACAUGGCGCCGUACAUUAUGAGAUGAAGAACUACUUGAUGUAGCACCAGCAAACAAACUUCUGUAAAUUAAUAGAGUAGUUGUCUUUCUCAAAUCCUACAAGCACCACGUGAAAUGCAAACAAAGAGCUCAAGACAUGAAGAAAUGAAGUAAAACAAUGCAUACAACAAGUUGUCUGCAUUGUUUUACUUCAUUUCUUCAAACAUUUGGUAGCGGCCCUUUAAACAUUCGGUAGCCCUUUUACCUCCUGAAAGAAUAGGUACAUCAAUCAAUCAAUCAAUCAAUCAAUCAAUCAAUCAAUCAAUCAAUCAAGAGGGUGCUCUUGUCCAAUGAACUCGACUACCACAAUAACUAGAUCUUACCCCAUCUCUAAUCCGAGCCUAGCUUUCCUUCUCGUGAUUUCCGCAAUGCUGGAGGGAGCUGGUCCAUAUACGAGCUGGUUUCAGAAUGGCGAGGUAAUGACGAAAUUUUCCGAAAUGCGAUGAAGUAGUAGGAAGCAACUGUUUGAUAAACUAAACUGUGCUAUCGCAAUUGUAUUUGUGGUCCUUUGUCAGUCUUCACUCCUUCUCAAAGUUCAUAGCACCUCAGGUAGCCACCGGCGCCGGUGUGGCUGCGUUUGCGGUAGGCAGUUCAGGCGUGAUGGCUUGCGUUCUGAACAUUUCGAAUUUUCUGGUUACUUACUAUACUGGUCCUGUUGUUUUGCAAAUUCUGGGCAAUGUCAAGACCGUCUUUGGGAUCGCUGUUUCUAUACUAGUCUUUGGGAAUAAAGUAGCGCCAGAGCAAUGGCUUGGAGCAUGCAUAUGUGUUUUUGGCUGCAUAAUAUUCCAGCAAAAGGGAGUCAGGACUGACAAGAGGGCGAUUGCGUCAUCACCUUCAACCGAUAGUUCGGUAGAAACGGAACUAAACAAGCCACCUGGAGGGAAAGAGGAUGGAACUACUAGAGAAUACAAGAAAAAGAGAUGACGGCCAUAGUCCUUCAGGCUAAAAACAUGAUGACCACUCCUUUGUCACGUCCAACAUACGACUAAGUACCUUGUUCAUCCUCAUCCCAUUUUGGCGGUUUCCCCGGCCUCAAUCCUCCUUCUCAAUCCCUGUGCCCUCAAAAGAUGACGAUUACGCUAAAUUGGAGUUCUUGUUUUUGCUCUAUUGCGGACUUCAGUCUAUGCUCGGGACAAGAAAGACCGCAUCAGGCAAUUCGUUGCGCCAUCUCUUGAUGCAGUCACUUCUAU
Molecule: messenger RNA, 2777 nt
Organism: Amoebophrya sp. A25
Lineage: Eukaryota; Dinophyceae; Syndiniales; Amoebophryaceae
Source: the annotation of a GenBank genome assembly